Messenger RNA from Acomys russatus (golden spiny mouse), 936 nucleotides. RefSeq names its product olfactory receptor 10P1. The transcript has a single exon. Bases 1 to 936 code for a protein of 311 amino acids. NCBI's taxonomy places the organism in Eukaryota, Metazoa, Chordata, Mammalia, Rodentia, Muridae. Gene Ontology annotation, biological process: G protein-coupled receptor signaling pathway. Gene Ontology annotation, cellular component: membrane. Gene Ontology annotation, molecular function: G protein-coupled receptor activity; olfactory receptor activity. The record is from RefSeq and is a predicted model, not a curated record.
AUGGCUGAGGAAAACGAAACUACAACACCUGAGUUUCUGCUACUGGGGUUCUCUGACCUCCGAGCCCUUCAGGGGCCACUGUUCUGGUUGGUGCUUCUGGUCUACCUGGUAACUUUGCUGGGGAACUCGCUGAUCAUCUUUCUCACGCAAGCCAGCCCUGUGCUGCAGUCUCCCAUGUACCUAUUCCUACGCCACCUCUCCGUGGUGGAACUUCUCUACACCACAGACGUUGUGCCCAGAAUCCUGGCUGAUUUGGCCUCCUCUCACCCCCAGGCCAUCUCCUUCAGGAACUGUGCAACCCAGAUGUAUUUCUUCAUUGUCCUAGGCAUCUCAGAGUGCUGUCUGCUCACAGCCAUGGCCUACGACCGUUAUGCAGCCAUCUGUCAGCCCCUGCGCUACACCACCCUAAUGAGCCAGCGGGCCUGCAGAGCUAUGGUGGGAACCUCCUGGGCCAUGGGUAUCAUCACAGCUACUACUCACUCCUCCCUCAUCUUCACUCUGCCUUUCCCCAGACGCCCCAUCGUCCCACACUUCCUCUGCGACAUCCUGCCAGUACUGAGGCUAGCAAGUGCUGGAAAGCACAAGAGUGAAGUUUCUGUCAUGACAGCCACAGUGGUCUUUAUCAUGAUCCCUUUCUCUCUUAUAGUCACUUCGUACGCCCGCAUCGUGGGAGCCAUCCUUGCAAUGGCUUCCACCCAGAGCCGCCGCAAGGUCUUCUCAACCUGCUCCUCCCACUUGCUUGUGGUCUCCCUCUUCUUUGGGACGGCCAGUAUCACCUAUAUCAGGCCCCGAGCAGGCUCUUCUGUCACCACAGACCGGAUCCUUAGUCUCUUCUACACGGUAGUCACACCCAUGCUUAACCCAGUCAUCUACACCCUCCGUAACAAGGAGGUGACAGGGGCCCUAAAACAUAUGAUGAGGAAGCAGAUUCCCUAA